GAGGACCAGGACCAGGACCAGGAGGUGGACCCCUUAAAGCGCUCAGGGAUCCCUUUUGGAGGCCUCAUCCACGACAUCCGCCGCCGUUAUCCAAACUAUGUGACGGACCUGAAAGACGCCGUGGACAUGCAGUGUGUGGCCGCCGUCAUCUUCAUCUACUUUGCGGCGCUGUCUCCGACCAUCACCUUCGGAGGCCUUCUGGGUGAGAAAACAGAAGGCAUGAUGGGAGUUACUGAGCUGAUCGUCUCAACUGCCACCCUGGGAGUCAUCUUCUCACUGCUCGCCGGUCAGCCGCUUCUGAUCAUCGGCUUUUCAGGACCGUUACUGGUGUUUGAAGAAGCCUUCUAUAAGUUCUGUCAGACCCAGGGCUUCGAGUACCUGACGGGUCGGGUCUGGAUCGGCUUCUGGCUCAUCUUUAUCGUCCUGGUGAUCGUGGCGGCAGAAGGCAGCUUCCUGGUCCGAUACAUCUCACCCUUUACCCAGGAGAUCUUCGCUUUCCUCAUCUCCCUCAUAUUUAUUUAUGAGACUUUCUCCAAGCUUUUCAAGGUGUUUCAGGAACAUCCUCUGUUGGCCGUCUAUCCCAGUGACGGUCCUCUACCGGACCUUCAGAACCCAGAUGUGUUCAACCAGCCCAACACGGCCCUGCUGUCUCUGGUCCUCAUGAUGGGAACCUUCUUUGUGGCUUUCUUCCUCAGAAAGUUUAGAAACAGUCGAUUCUUGGGCGGAAAGGCUCGGAGGAUCAUCGGUGACUUUGGUAUUCCCAUCUCCAUUUUAGUGUCAGUGUUAGUGGACUAUUCUAUCACUGACACCUACACACAGAAACUCAACGUUCCCUCUGGUUUCUCCGUCACGUCUCCAGACAAACGGGGCUGGUUCAUCAGUCCCUUUGGGGACAAACGUCCCUUCCCCACAUGGAUGAUGGGGGCCUCGGUGGUCCCUGCCCUGCUGGUCUUCAUCCUCAUCUUCAUGGAAACUCAGAUCACUUCACUGAUCGUCAGUAAGAAGGAGCGUCGUCUGGUCAAAGGUUCGGGUUUCCACCUGGACCUGCUGCUCAUCGUCAUCCUGGGCGCCGUCUGUCCUCUGUUCGGACUUCCCUGGCUGACGGCGGCCACGGUGCGUUCGGUGACCCACGUCAACGCUCUGACGGUCAUGAGUAAAGCCACGGCACCCGGAGAGAAGCCCAUGAUCCAGGAGGUGAAGGAGCAGAGGCUGACGGGGCUGCUGGUGGCUGUGCUUGUAGGUCUGUCCAUAGUGAUGACAGACGUGCUCCGCCUCAUCCCAUUGGCUGUGCUGUUUGGUAUCUUCCUGUACAUGGGCGUCACCUCUUUAACGGGCAUCCAGCUGUACGAACGCAUCACACUGAUGUGCACGCCCGCCAAGCACCACCCAGACCACAUCUACGUCACCAAGGUGAAGACAUGGCGUAUGAACCUGUUCACGCUCAUCCAGCUGGCCUGCAUCGUGGCCUUAUGGGUAGUGAAGUCCACCGUGGCGUCGUUGGCGUUCCCCUUCGUCCUCAUCAUGACGGUUCCACUGAGACGCCUCAUACUGUCCAGGAUCUUUGAGGAACGGGAACUGCAGGCGCUGGACUGUGAUGAGGACUCUCCAAACUUUGACGAGGACGGACGGGACGAGUACAAUGAGAUCCACAUGUUGGUGUAAAGGUGACCGAAGAGCCAAUAGGAGCGCAGACCACGCCCCCCUCAGCUCCGACCAAUCACAGCAGGUGUCUGGAACCUGUGUGUGCAGGUGGUGGUGAGGAACCCACAGGAACCAGGACACCAGAGGGGCUCACACAAAUGCACAAAUAGUGAAAUAGCUCCAGAAGUAAAGCCUUUCUUCCUUUUGUUGUAGAGCACAUGUAACUGCAGCUUUGACCAGACGGACACUUUAGACCUGGGGGGUCAAACAUGAGGCCCGCGGGUCCAAAGCAGCCCACCUGAUGCUCCAGUCUGACCCAUGGAAUGUGUACAGUGUUAGUGAUCGUGUUCUAUGAGGGGCCGCAGACAGACCCGUGUGGUACAACCUUUAAACCAGGACGGCUCCAGAUGGUCUGUUCAUCUGGGUUCAGCCUGAGAACAGAUGGGAGUCCGUCUGUCUCAUCACAUGUGGAAUUAGAAAAGCUGUGGAAUUUCUAGCACUGAAUGUUUUUUGGCACUGAAAUUAAGUAUCUGAUUUUUUUUGUAUCUGAAUUCAACUAUGUUCAUAAAGUUAGAAUAAAAAAAAAAAAUAGAUACAAAAAAUUCAGAUGCAAAAAAUUCAGACAAAAACUUGCGAUCACACGUCCGCGCUGACCGUCUUCCUGCACCGGCGUCACAUGACCACGCUAACGUAACUGGAUUGGCCGGCUGUCAGUUGGACUUCAGACAGAAUCGGUUGCUUGUCCUUGGUGUCCCGGAUGUGUGAUGGGAAUUUUUUGCUUCUGAAUUUUUUAUUCUAAAUUUAUGAAUAUAGUUGAAUUGAGACAAAAAAUUCACAUAUUUAAUUUCACAGCAAAAAAAUUCAGCGCAAGCAAUUCAAAAACUUUUAUAAUUCCAAAUCUGAUGAGACAGACUGACUUCCAUAAAAAAGUCAAAUUACAUGAUGAAGUUAUUUAUAGUUCCAAACCCUCCUUUCACCAAACAUGUCAAUCAUCUCAUCAACCAUGAAUUCCCUGGAAGUUCAGAAGAAAAACAGCUGCACUUGGACCAGUAUCCAUCCUCACUUUAUCAUUUGUACAUGUUCAUUUUAACACACACACACACAUUUAACAACACACUGAACUGUGACCUCUGUACUUUCAGUCUGUCUUGUUCAUGUUUAGUUCAGGACGUUCACAUGUUUUGGUGAAAAGGAGAGUUUAUAAAUGUCAACAUUUUCAUGUCUUUUCCUUUUUUUCACUAAAGUGAAUCCUGAGUGUGUGUGCGUGUGUGUGCGUGUGUGUGCGUGUGUGCGCGUGUGUGUGUGCGUGUGUGCGCGUGUGUGUGUGCGUGUGUGCGCGUGUGUGUGUAUCCUGACAGUAUUUUCCUGAUCACACUGGUCUGUCUGUGGAACUGCAACUCAAAUGGUCGUUCACAUGUUCAGUGUAAGUAGUGCACUUCACACAUU
Molecule: messenger RNA, 3087 nt
Organism: Sphaeramia orbicularis (orbiculate cardinalfish)
Lineage: Eukaryota; Metazoa; Chordata; Actinopteri; Kurtiformes; Apogonidae
Product: anion exchange protein 3-like
Exons: 10
Coding region: 127-1662 (511 amino acids)
Biological process (GO): bicarbonate transport; transmembrane transport; regulation of intracellular pH
Cellular component (GO): plasma membrane
Molecular function (GO): solute:inorganic anion antiporter activity
Source: RefSeq, a predicted model, not a curated record